Molecule: messenger RNA, 2118 nt
Organism: Mytilus trossulus (common blue mussel)
Lineage: Eukaryota; Metazoa; Mollusca; Bivalvia; Mytilida; Mytilidae
Product: solute carrier family 22 member 6-A-like
Exons: 9
Coding region: 145-1713 (522 amino acids)
Biological process (GO): transmembrane transport
Cellular component (GO): membrane
Molecular function (GO): transmembrane transporter activity
Source: RefSeq, a predicted model, not a curated record
GUACAUCUUUUAGGGUGGGUGCGCUCGACUUUAGUGACUCAACACGAGGUGUUAUGGAAUUUGCAGGCUGUUUAGGACUUUUAAAUUUGUAAACAAUAAAUGCUAGGCUAGCUGAUCAUAGACAAAAAACAAAUCAGAUUUCAGAUGACAGACUUAAAUGAAUAUUUAGAAGAGACUAUAGAUGAUAUUGGAGGAUUUGGACUUUUUCAAUGGAUACUUGUGAUACUGAUUUUCGGAAGUAAAAUAACGGAUAACUGGAGCACUUUGAUGAUGACCUUUGGAGGUGCCGUUCCGAAUUGGAUAUGUAACUUGACUACAUUAGACGGUCUUGAAAUUAACGAGUAUAAUAUAUCGGACUUAGAAUUUUGUGAGCUAACUACAAGUAAUAGUUCUGUCAAGUGCAACUCCAGGCUAUUUGAACCUGAAAUGUCAACUGUUGUCUCUGAGUGGGACCUGGUAUGUGAAAGAAGUUGGAUUCCAUCCACCAUUACAUCAUUACAAAUGGGAGGUGUAAUUGCUGGUGGGUUUAUUUCUGGACAAAUGGCAGAUACAAUAGGGCGUAAAUUAACAUAUGCGUCAGCAUUGUCUGCAUUAUUAGUAUUCAACACCGCGGCUGCCUUCUCAACAUCCUGGCAAAUGUUAGCAGCACUAAGAUUUUUUAUCGGCAUGGGAUGUGGGUUUGUCUCUUCUGUAAAUUUUACAUUUGUUUUGGAGUUCACAACAAGACAAUCCCGAUCCCUGUUAAGAUUUCUGCCGUGUAGAGAAGUGUUUGGAAUAUUGUAUGCCUGUCUUUGCUGGUGGCUCCAUGAUUGGCGGUACAUCCAGAUAGGUACUGCAACGUUAGUUGUUCCAUUUUUGCUGUUAAUCAUUUGGUUUGUACCUGAAAGCUUCAGAUGGUUGGUGACUCAUUGGAAAAUUCAGAAAGCAUAUGAAGUCAUUAAAAGAAUAGCGAAAGUGAAUGAUAAAAAAUCACCAGAAUACGAAAAAUUCCAUGCAGAAGUAAUACAAGUAGAAGAUUUAGUGUCUGAAGAAAAGAAAUACAGUAUUUUAGAUAUCAUAGAUAAUCCUAGACUUUUAAAGUUUACACUUUUACUGAUGGUCGCAUGGUUCAGCUGUGGUUACGGAGCAUACGGAAUAUUUUUUGGAGUAGGACAACUUGCAGGAAAUAUUUACAUAAAUCUUAUUCUUCUGAAUGUUGUUGGAUUUGUUCAAGUAACUGGAUGGUAUUUUGCUAACUGCAUUGGAAGGAAAUGGACAACCUCGAUGUUCUUUGUUAUUGGUGGAUGUUCGGGGGUCAUUGUUGGCAUAUUACGAACAUUAGAUAUAAACAAUAAGGAGACAUUUGUCACUAUUUUUGCACUCAUAUCUAAAUCAUGUGUGACUACUGGCUGGAUGUCGCUUAUGUUACUGACGGCGGAAUUAUAUCCUACUGUUGUCAGAAGUAUAGGAUCUGGUUUACAUAAUGCAACAGGUGGAAUUGGUACAAUGGUCGCUCCAAUGGUCAUUUAUGCUAGCCAGAAGAUUCCAGGUCUGCUUUAUAUGGUUUUUGCCGGCCUUAUGUUUCUAUCAGCAUUUUUCGUAAUUUUGUUACCAGAAACAAACAAUCAAGCUUUAGAAGACACAAUUGACGUCGAUUCCAAAAACUCUGUAUCGAAGAAAAUCAAAUCUGUAUUUAACAAAUCAGAACGGAAUGGCUAUGGAUCUCUGAAUUAGAAAAAAAUCCUUCUCAAAGUUUUUAUCAUUGUAUAAUAAUACUAGUUCUAAGAUAAUAUAAGAUAAGACACUAGUACUGUUAUUUGUAUGGGGGUACAUAUUUGUUAUAAAAUGUGUAAUUCAAUUUUUUACAUACUUUCUGCCAUACAGUAUACCGCAAUAAAUAGAAUUACUAAAAAUAAAGUUACCAACCUUUUUGACAACCAAAGUCUUGGUUCAGGUAUAAUUGACCGCAAGGUUUUAAAGGUCAUAACAUUUGUAUUUUGAACUCUUAAAAAAAAAUGAUAUUACAAGAAUGAAACAAAAAUCAGACGUGGAACGACAGAUGACAUUAGAACGGUUUUAAAAAUUAAUAAAGGCAUAAAAGGAAGAACCAAGAUUACAUAUUUUUUUCAUAGAAAAGUG